CGGGGAUGAUUCAUCCGGAUGUGAUUGUGUGUAAUGACUUCUAGUAGCCCAGGCAGGCCAGGCAUGCUGUAUUGUGUGAUGUGUAGUAAACAGUGGAAUUCCUUUGCAAAUCUUUGACUUGUGUGCUGUGCUGGUAUUUUGGAAUUACGUGUAGAAAAGGACUUUCAUUAAGUAAUCUGUCCGAUAUUUUUCUCUGUGAUGAGACCACCAUGAUGCCAGAUCAUUUAUAUCAACACCUAAAAGUGGGACAUGAAAGUUUAAAAACCAGGUCACACUCGACCCAAGGCUCUAAUAUGGAACCCAAACAACGUAAAAGACGCCCCCCAGGGUUUGUUGUGCAGACACCUGAACCUCCACCGAACCCGACGCCCCCACGUGACCUUGACUCUAAGGCAACCAUCAAGAUUCGGGAUCAAGAAUUCGUGAUUGAGGCCAGCGACCUUAUACUCAAGAGGAAUCUAGGUCGCGGAGCUUAUGGGGUGGUAGAUGAAAUGAAACAUGUUAAAAGUGACACAAUUUUAGCAGUUAAGAGAAUCACAGUAACAGUGAACAGCCAGGAACAGAAGCGUUUAUUAAUGGACCUGGAUAUCUCCAUGCGGAGUGGAUCCUGCCCUUACACAGUCACCUUCUAUGGUGCUUUGUUCCGUGAGGGGGAUGUAUGGAUAUGUAUGGAGGUAAUGGAUGCAUCGUUAGAUAAAUUCUACAAGAAAAUUUGUGAGAAAGGUGACCGAAUACCUGAGGACGUGGUGCGUGUCAUUGCCUUUUCAGUUGUGAAAGCAUUAGAUUACCUGAAGAAAGAACUGGGUGUGAUACACCGUGACGUUAAACCAUCAAAUAUCCUUAUUAACAAGCAAGGCCAGGUGAAAAUCUGUGAUUUUGGGAUCAGUGGAUACCUUGUCGAUUCAGUUGCCAAAACAAUGGAUGCUGGAUGCAAGCCCUAUAUGGCUCCCGAGCGCAUCAACCCAGGAGAGGGUCAGAGGGCUUACGAUAUCAAAUCAGACGUAUGGAGUCUGGGUAUAACACUGAUUGAGUUAGCGACAGGAAAGUUCCCUUACCCCUCGUGGAAGACACCAUUUGAACAGCUGAAGCAGGUUGUACAGGAUCCUCCACCAAAUCUGCCCCCUGAUGAGUUCUCGCCAGAGUUUGAUGAUUUUGUCAAAAAAUGUUUGCUGAAGGAUGUUAAGUAUCGCUCCAACUAUGCAGAGCUCCUGACGCAUCCGUUUGUGGCAGAGGAGAGAAUUAUGGACUCGGCUACCUUGGCAACUUAUGUACAGGGAGUGUUUGAGAAAUUUGGUGACCCAAAUGAAACCAGCUAAUGACAGGGAACUGUUAGCUUGUAUUGUUGUAUUAUGAGGUUCCAGUGACACCUGCACAAACUCUUGCGGACAACGUCGCGUAAACAUGACAACGUGGGGAGUCGAUUCGCAUCUCCACAAGAAACAACAUAGUGAGGAGUCAAUUCGCCCACAUCGCCACAGGAAACAGCAUUGUGGGUAGUCGAUUCGCCCACAUCGCCACAGGAAACAGCAUUGUGGGUAGUCGAUUCCCCCCCCUGCCACAGGGAACAGCAUUGUGGGUAGUCGAUUCGCCCACAUCGCCACAGGAAACAGCAUUGUGGGUAGUCAAUUCACCAACAUCAGUAUAGGAAACAGCAUUGUGGGAAGCUGAUUUGCGCACAAUAAAAAAUUCUAGGGAUCUUAUUCAGCUAUAACUCGAUAGAAAAUAGUGUCUCGGAGAGGUGCUUACAACCCCAUAGAAAAAAGCGACGUGAAGAAGAGACUCAUACGUGUCACGCCAUCGUAAAUGACGUCAUGACAAGGCGACGUAGAACGAUUCUCCAGCGACAGAUUAUGCUGGUGUCAUGUGAACAGUUGUUUUAACUGAUUUAUGUUUGAAAUUUGUCUUGUAAUUUAAGUUACAUAGAGAAAUAUGCCAAUGACAUUUAGAGCAUUGUUGUAUUAUAUCAUUAUUUAUGUAAGUAUAUAUAUAUAUAUAUCAGAAAGCCGUCAUCUCAAACAUGUUGUAUGGAGAUGACUGUGGGCUUUGUUGUUAAAUUGUUAAUAGGUCACAAAGUUAAUAAUACAUUUCAUUCCCCACAAAUACCAGUACCAGUACAUGUGUACAUUGAAAACUCUGUAAUCCAGAUUCCGAUAAUCCAGAAAAAAACUUUGAUAAAAAUUCCUGGAGAUAUGUAAUUUUAGAUGAUUAUUCGUAGAUAAAACAAAAUCCUUAAAAACUUUUAUUCUGUAAGAUGAGGGAAGAUUAAUGGCGUUUUGGUUUACUCAAAAACCUUUCAUGACCUGACCUUGAAUUAUGGUUCUCCUGUUUUUUUAUUUUCUUAGUAAUAGUACAAUUUUUUUCUGGUUCUUACGUCAGUAUUAAAUUUCAUUUCAAAUCAAUUUUAUUGUAUUCAAAAAAACACAAUUGGAUUAGGCACAGGCAUUGCCAGUAUUAAAUACAUGUGUAAAGAAAUAAUCAGCAAAUUAUGGCUAUGUAAGUUCUAUGGAGAUGUGUUUUAAUCUUUCUUGAAGAGUAAGACUGAAUCUAGAGGUACCCAGUGCAUUGUACUAUGAUCCAUUUUCGUAAUUCCGGGCGUUACACUCGCUUACAUUCUCUGCACCUCUGGAAUUUGUCAUGACAACAUCAAAGACACUACGAAAGGUAUUUGAUUGGUUCCAGUUUUUAAAAAAACAGACCAAUUGCUUGGAUUAUACCUGUCCUUUGAAGAUUACCAAGAGGCGACACCCGGCUUCAUUGCUGGUGGAUUUUACCGUUAGGCUGCUUCGUGGUUCUUUUGAUGGACAUCAAGGAAUCAAAAUACUCUUCUUCAAUCAUCCACAAACUGGCACACACCGAGCCUUUGAUUUCGUUAUGACAUAUUCCAGAGAUGCAGAGAAUGUAAGAGAGCGAAACACCUGGAAUUUUGAGGAUGGCUACUAUUAAGAGGAAUGAAAUUGUCUUUUAGCAUAUUUACUUUAUCAAUUAAACAUAUUUUCACAUAUUUUUAUUGCGAAGACGAUAUCACACUUCUUGUAUAGGGCUGCCUACAUUUCACUGAAUUUACCUUACCAGUCUCACUAAUUUACUAAUCGCAAUCUGCAACUUUUGUUUGGGGGGGGGGGGGGGGGGG
Molecule: messenger RNA, 3130 nt
Organism: Mizuhopecten yessoensis (Yesso scallop)
Lineage: Eukaryota; Metazoa; Mollusca; Bivalvia; Pectinida; Pectinidae
Product: dual specificity mitogen-activated protein kinase kinase 6-like
Exons: 9
Coding region: 210-1316 (368 amino acids)
Biological process (GO): stress-activated MAPK cascade; protein phosphorylation
Molecular function (GO): MAP kinase kinase activity; ATP binding
Source: RefSeq, a predicted model, not a curated record